This is a messenger RNA of Venustampulla echinocandica, 1236 nucleotides long. Its product is annotated as putative MAP1-methionine aminopeptidase, isoform 1. Gene Ontology annotation, biological process: proteolysis. The record is from RefSeq and is a predicted model, not a curated record. Gene Ontology annotation, molecular function: metalloaminopeptidase activity. The transcript is spliced from 4 exons. Bases 1 to 1236 code for a protein of 411 amino acids. NCBI's taxonomy places the organism in Eukaryota, Fungi, Ascomycota, Leotiomycetes, Helotiales, Pleuroascaceae.
AUGAACGAAACACCCGCUGCAAAGCGGAAAUGUAUGGGCAAUGAUUGCGACAACGAGGCUGGAUCGCUACAAUGCCCAACAUGUCUCAAGCUGGGAAUGAAAGACAGUUAUUUCUGUUCGCAGGACUGUUUUAAAAGGAAUUGGAGCUCGCACAAGAGUGUACACAAAUCACAAAGUAAUUUCCUGAGCAAUAUUAUAACCCCUAAAGUCGUCUCUGAACCGGAUCCAGAUACGGGAUAUUUCAACCCUUUCCCUACCUUCCCAUACACCGGCUCCUUAAGACCCGUGUAUCCCCUCUCCGAACGACGGGCAGUACCGAAAUCGAUACCGCAUCCCGACUACUGGCACGAUGGCAACCCCAAAAGCGAGCGCACAUUCAAUGGGAGGACCAAGAUUCAGAUUUUGAACAAGGAGGAGCAGGAGGGCAUGAGGAAGGUGUGCAGGUUAGCAAGAGAGGUGCUGGAUAUUGCUGCGGCUGCUGCUAGGCCGGGUGUUACGACGGAUUAUAUCGAUGAGAUUGUGCACAAGGCUUGCUUGGAGCGAGAGUCAUAUCCCUCGCCUCUAAAUUACUGCCAUUUCCCAAAGUCCGUCUGCACGUCCCCGAACGAAGUCAUCUGCCAUGGCAUUCCCGAUCAAAGAGUUCUCGUUGACGGUGACAUUCUCAACCUCGACGUCACUCUAUAUCAUGGAGGCUUCCAUGGGGAUAUCAACGAAACAUACUACAUUGGGGAAAAGUCAAAAGCCGACCCCGAUUCCGUACGGGUUGUGGAGACCGCACGCGAGUGCCUGGAUGAGGCGAUCAAGCUUAUCAAGCCCGGCGCGCUAUUCAGAGACUACGGCAAUGUUAUAGAGAAGCAUGCUAAGUCGAAAAACUGUAGCGUCGUCAAGACUUAUUGUGGUCACGGCAUCAAUAGCUUAUUCCACUGCCCUCCGAACGUCCCUCAUUAUGCCAAGAACAAGGCGGUCGGAGUGGCUAAGGAAGGGAUGUGUUUUACGAUUGAGCCUAUGAUUGCAUUGGGGACGCAUAGGGAUAAGACAUGGCCAGAUGACUGGACCAGCGUGACGCAGGAUGGGAAGAGGACAGCACAAUUUGAGCACACGUUUUUAGUAACUGCGGAUGGCGUUGAAAUCUUGACAGCACGAUUCCCAAACUCUCCAGGCGGGCCACAGCCAAUGCCGGCGGAGGCAAAUGGAGAGAAGGCUGGGCAGGCGAAAGAUAAAGAAGCAGCGGCGUAA